GCGAAUUGAUCCGGGGCUAGAGCCGAGGACGAGGGUACGGCAGCCUGAUCGGUCAGCUGCUGCGCCUGCGCACGGGCCGGCUGAUUUGAGGGAGAGGAGCAGGAUGUCGGGGCGGCCGAGCCGGAUCGCGGUGGUGGUGGAGGACCGGUGCCGGCCCAACAAGUGCGGCCAGGAGUGCCGCUGGCGCUGCCCCGUCAACGCAACCGGGCGCCAGUGCAUACAAGUUAUGCCAUCGUCAAAACUCUCCUUAAUUUCUGAGGAUCUGUGCAUUGGAUGUGGUAUUUGUGUGAAGGUAUGUCCAUUUAAUGCUAUUCAAAUUAUAAACCUGCCAAGGGAACUUGACAAAGAGACAACACAUCGCUAUGGACCAAAUUCAUUCAAACUUCACCGGCUGCCUGUUCCAAAGCCUGGACAAGUUUUGGGUUUGGUGGGGACAAAUGGUAUUGGGAAGUCAACUGCUCUUAAAAUUCUGGCUGGAACGUUGAAACCCAACUUGGGUAAAUUCACGGAUCCUCCAAAUUGGGAUGACAUUCUAAAGCACUUUCGUGGAUCUGAACUUCAGAAAUACUUCACUCGCCUUUUGGAAGACAAAAUGAAGGCAGUUAUUAAAUAUCAGUACCUCGAUCAUAUCCCAAAAUCUGUUGAAGGGAAGGUUGGUGACCUUCUUAACAAGAAAGACGAGAGACAAGUCAAAGAUACAUUGUGUGAUAUUCUUGAACUGAAACAAGUAAUGGACCGAAAGGUCUCAGAUCUAUCUGGUGGCGAGCUCCAGAGAUUUGCAAUAGCUGCCCGAGCUAUGGAAAAUGCAGAUAUUUAUAUGUUCGAUGAACCAUCCUGCUAUCUGGAUGUGAAACAGAGGCUGAAAGCAGCACAAGUCAUUCGUUCAUUACUUCAUCCCAAAAAUUAUGUAAUUGUUGUGGAGCAUGAUCUAAGCAUUCUUGACUACUUAUCAGACUACAUAUGCUGUCUUUAUGGGAGUCCCGGAGCAUAUGGUGUCGUCACUUUGCCCUCUUCAGUCAGAGAAGGAAUCAAUAUUUUCCUGAAUGGUUUUAUCCCAUCAGAAAAUAUGCGUUUCCGUGAGGAGAAACUUACAUUUAGGGUUACUGAGUCUGCUGAGCAGAUAACAGAGGGUGAGACUUACCAAAGCUACAAGUAUCCUACCAUGGUGAAAACACAACCUGGCUUCAAGCUUUCAGUCAUGAAAGGAAGUUAUAAUGAUUCCCAAAUAAUUGUAUUGCUUGGCGAGAAUGGUACUGGGAAGACAACAUUUAUCCGUAUGCUGGCGGGACGAGUGAAGCCAGAUAAAUUGGGAGACGAAGAAGUUGAUAUGCCUGCGUGUACAGUCUCAUACAAACCUCAGGAACUGAUAUCCAAGAUUAGCUCUACCGUGAGAGAGCUUCUACAGAAGAAAAUACCUGGAUCUUGCAGUCAAGCACAGUUCAGAUCUGAUGUCAUGAAACCACUGAAAAUUGAAGAACUCAUGGACAGGCAGGUUGCAAAUCUUUCUGGCGGGGAGUUACAAAGGGUUGCACUUUGUCUUUGUCUCGGAAAGCCUGCUGAUAUUUACCUCAUAGAUGAACCAAGUGCGCAUCUUGAUUCAGAGCAGCGCCUUCUUGCAGCAAAGGUCAUAAAAAGGUUUAUCCUUCAUGAAAAGAAAACAGCUUUCGUCGUCGAGCAUGAUUUUAUCAUGGCAACAUACCUUGCUGACAAGGUAGUCGUCUUUGAGGGAAAACCUUCUGUUGACUGUACUGCAAAUGUGCCUGAACCCCUGGCAUCUGGGAUGAACCGCUUUCUAUCACAUCUAGAUGUCACUUUUAGAACAGAUCCAACAACUUACAGGCCUCGGAUUAACAAGCUUGGAUCUACAAAGGACACCGAGCAGAAGGCUGCAGGGUGUCACUACUACCUUGAUUAUUAACAAAGCUCCCGCCAAGGGCACAUCUACAUUUUGCGAAAGCUCCAAUGGUGGCAAUCAGCUCAAAUGCUCAUGCUAUCCUUUUCCUAAAUGCAAGUGCAUUAGGGUCGGCCAGUGCUAUCGGGCAUUUUUGAAGCUUGUGGGCGUGAACACUAUGGGCCACCAAAACACCUUGGCAAAGUAUCCAUUUUUGUGUCUGCCAGUGCUCUCGGGCACGUCUCCAGGCCAGUACACUUGCAGACUUGAAUUCUAUGGAUUGGCAACUCGAACCUUGGCAAAGUAUUAUAGCAGCGGAGGUCAUAUUGAAUGACAUUUGGAAUAAACUAGCAUGCAGCUAUUAAUUACCUGAAUGGUUUGCAGUUUGAGCAAGUAAUGAUAUGAAGGUCAACUGCAUUGUUGAAGACUCAGAAUAAGAUGAAUAUCCAAAGAAAAGAUGGAUCUGCUUAUAGCCUGCAGUUAUAUGGAAGUUUGAGUGAAUUUCUUGUCAGUUCGUUUCAGGCCACUCUGGACUUUUCCAUGGUUUAAUAUUCGAUCAUCAGGAAGCUUUUAUGUAUUCUCAUCAAAACCUUGGAUUGAGUUUUUAAUUUUCAGGAUUUUUCUUGAUUGAAGCUGAGUUGUGAGCUUAUCAAAAAGUAUUUUUCUUACUAUCGAGCACUUUAUUAUCUUACUAGAGAUAUGAAUGUUAAAUGUUUACCCUGUUAUGGUGUUUACCUGCCUAUGUGUUUCAAUAUCCUGUUGCUGCUUUCUAACAAAUGAUACUUUGUAGUCUCAUGGGUUAAAUAUAAUUAUCCUUACACUUGUA
This is a messenger RNA of Panicum hallii, 2717 nucleotides long. Its product is annotated as ABC transporter E family member 2-like. The record is from RefSeq and is a predicted model, not a curated record. The transcript is spliced from 15 exons. Gene Ontology annotation, biological process: translational termination; translational initiation; ribosomal subunit export from nucleus. Gene Ontology annotation, molecular function: ribosomal small subunit binding; ATP binding; ATP hydrolysis activity. Bases 104 to 1918 code for a protein of 604 amino acids. NCBI's taxonomy places the organism in Eukaryota, Viridiplantae, Streptophyta, Magnoliopsida, Poales, Poaceae.